This is a messenger RNA of Solea senegalensis (Senegalese sole), 744 nucleotides long. It is a transcript of the gene myl7, whose product is annotated as myosin, light chain 7, regulatory. Gene Ontology annotation, molecular function: calcium ion binding. Bases 64 to 582 code for a protein of 172 amino acids. Gene Ontology annotation, cellular component: myofibril; cytoplasm. The record is from RefSeq and is a predicted model, not a curated record. Lineage: Eukaryota; Metazoa; Chordata; Actinopteri; Pleuronectiformes; Soleidae. The transcript is spliced from 7 exons. Gene Ontology annotation, biological process: heart contraction; cardiac muscle tissue development.
UAUACAUAAAACCCACCCCAGCAUCACGCCUCUGCUGGGAGUCUGUGUCAACAUCAGUCAGACAUGGCAAGUAAGAAGGCCUCUAAUAAGAGACAGAGGGGAGGACAGAAGUCCUGCUCCAAUGUUUUCUCCAUGUUCGAGCAGUCCCAGAUACAAGAGUUCAAGGAGGCUUUUGGUUGUAUUGACCAAGACAGAGAUGGUGUUAUUAAAAAACAAGACUUGAAGGAGACCUACGCACAGCUGGGGAAGCUUAAUGUCCAAGACGAGGAACUGGAGCAGAUGUUGAAUGAGGGGAAAGGUCCUCUCAACUUCACUGUGUUCCUGAGUCUUUUUGGGGAGAAACUCAAUGGUACUGAUCCUGAAGAAACCAUACUUGCUGCCUUCAAACUGUUUGAUCCAAACGGGACAGGCUUUGUUAAUAAGGAUGAGUUUAAGCGACUGCUGAUGACCCAAGCUGAUAAGUUCACACCGGAUGAGGUGGAUCAGGCCUUCUCUGUCGCUCCCAUUGACCCAACGGGUAACAUUGACUACAAGUCACUGUGCUACAUCAUCACACAUGGAGAUGAGAAGGAGGAAUCCUAAGAAGAACGGCCAUCCAUGUUGUCAGAACCUGCAGGGAACAUGAAUGUUUCAAAUCCAGCUGUUCAGCAGUUAUAAGAGCCGCAGUCCUGUUGGUGUUACAAACUGUUGAAAGCGUAUUUGUUUGUAUGAUGUGAAAAUAAUAAAAGUGUUGGCUCCUCCAAA